Messenger RNA from Osmia lignaria (orchard mason bee), 1780 nucleotides. It is a transcript of the gene Ubc6, whose product is annotated as ubiquitin conjugating enzyme 6. Lineage: Eukaryota; Metazoa; Arthropoda; Insecta; Hymenoptera; Megachilidae. The record is from RefSeq and is a predicted model, not a curated record.
UCGAAAUCAAUCGUUUUUUCUUUAGCAAUCGUCAUUCCUUUAAUUCAACAAUAAAUUUAAAUGAAAUAAUAAAUAUAAUAGUAUGAACUAUUGGUUGAGAUAUCCGAUUUUAGUCUGUGACGUCAUGCGCAAAACAGUUCAUUCCUUAUCCCCUCCGUAUAUCUAUCCAGCUGUCCGUGGUUUGGCAGUCCGGUGAACGAAUUUCUCAGGGUGAUUAUCACGUAGGUUUUAUGCUGGUGGCCUUUUCCACGAACGACAGUGGAAAUUUAAGGUGUCAAAAUAUCAAUACACGAUUGAGUGCCAAUCGAAAAGCUGUUAAGUAAAAUUAAUUUUGAACAACCUAUAACGAUAUUGUACGAUAGGGUGGCCUUCGGACUGACAAAAGGCAAAGACGUACGCAGUAGAAACAACUAGCGUUCUCGUGUAUGUAACGAGGUUGUUGAAGUAACCGUCGCGCGGAGCUGUGAUUUCUUCAAUCGGAGUGUAGCAUUAACGUAAGGUGUGGACGGUAUAGAAACGUUCUGGAAUUUCCUCGUAUCAACGAUUUGGGAGCGACGAGCCCAUUUGUGAGGGAUGUCUACCCCCGCAAGAAGGAGACUAAUGAGAGAUUUUAAGAGAUUGCCUUUCAGUUUAUAUCACAAAUGACAAAUGCAUACAUAAAAAUACUUCAAAUUUACUACAAGAAGAUCCACCCACUGGAGUAUCAGGAGCACCCACAGACAAUAAUAUUAUGAUAUGGAAUGCCGUUAUAUUUGGGCCACAUGACACUCCAUUCGAAGAUGGUACCUUCAAACUUACAAUAGAAUUUACAGAAGAAUAUCCAAAUAAACCACCCACAGUCAGGUUUAUUAGUAAGAUGUUCCACCCUAAUGUAUAUGCUGAUGGAGGCAUCUGUUUGGAUAUACUACAGAACCGCUGGAGUCCCACUUACGAUGUCUCUGCUAUUUUGACAUCCAUACAGUCCCUUUUGGAUGAACCAAAUCCAAACUCUCCAGCCAAUUCAUUAGCAGCACAAUUAUAUCAGGAAAAUAAGCGGGAAUAUGAGAAGAGAGUAGCUACUGUUGUUGAACAGUCCUGGUUGAACUUCCAAGAAAGUCACACAGAAGAUACCCGCUGACAUUAAGUAUAGUUCAUUCUAUAUUUUUAUGAAGUUUAUUUCGUAUCCUUUUUCUAUAUUGUUUUUAGAAAUUUAUGGCCUGAAAUGCUUUUUUCUGUAUUACAAAAACAAUACAUUAAAUCCUCCACUGUUCUACAGAACUGUUUUCUAUUUAUUUAACAUUGCUGUUUAAUUUUAUAAUUUGAAAAGAUUUCUUUUUAGUUUGAUACAUUUUUUGGAUAUGAAAAACUUGUAGAGCACUGGAGUGAUGUGGAAUCAUACGAAAAGCAUUAUGUGAUUUUUAUCCACGAAUAUAGACGAAAUGCGUAUGAUUUUGCUCACUAUAACUAGAUUUUAGGCGCUCAUACACAGCAAAAUUUGAAGGAUAUAAAUAUAUGCAUAUAAAUACUGUUUUGGUAACAUUAAUUUGCAUUGUAACUAACAGCUAUAUUCAAAUACAAGGAUAUCUUCGUAAAAAAAAACACAAAGAAUUGAUAAACUUAAGGUUUACUAAAUUCAUCCUGAGGAAGUAAUAAACAAAAAAUUAGUCUGGUUUUAAUGCAUAAAGUAAAUGCAUCAGUGUAUAAAUAAUAUAGUACAUAGUUAAACCAGUAAUCAAGUGGAAGAAUAUAAAUAUUGAUUAUUUGUAAUUUCCUAAUAAAGUUGAAAGAAUAUUAUCUAUAA